Molecule: messenger RNA, 783 nt
Organism: Drosophila subobscura
Lineage: Eukaryota; Metazoa; Arthropoda; Insecta; Diptera; Drosophilidae
Gene: Prx5
Product: peroxiredoxin-5, mitochondrial
Exons: 3
Coding region: 57-626 (189 amino acids)
Biological process (GO): cellular response to oxidative stress; hydrogen peroxide catabolic process; cell redox homeostasis
Cellular component (GO): cytoplasm; peroxisome; mitochondrion
Molecular function (GO): thioredoxin peroxidase activity
Source: RefSeq, a predicted model, not a curated record
CCCUGCAGCGGAACCAUUGACAGAACCAGAGUGUGCGAAGAAGAGCAGAAAAGAGAAUGCGAGUGCUGUCGUGCAAAUUUCUUGGCCGAGUUGUUAACUCCACGCUGCCCAACGUCAAACCAGUGAGAUCUUUUUCCAGAAAUCUUCCAGCCAUGGUGAAAGUUGGAGAUGCUCUUCCCGCUGUGGAUCUCUUUGAGGAUUCCCCGGCCAACAAAAUCAACACCGGCGACCUGGUAAAUGGCAAGAAGGUGAUCAUCUUUGGUGUGCCCGGCGCAUUCACACCCGGCUGCUCAAAGACCCACUUGCCGGGCUAUGUGAGCUCUGCCGCUGAGCUGAAAUCCAAGCAGGGCGUCGACGAAAUUGUCUGCGUGUCCGUGAACGAUCCGUUUGUGAUGUCUGCCUGGGGCAAGGAGCAUGGCGCUGGCGGCAAAGUGCGCCUACUGGCCGAUCCAGCCGGUAGCUUCACCAAGGCUCUAGAUGUUUCCAUUGAUCUGCCGCCACUGGGCGGAGUGCGCUCCAAGCGCUACUCGCUGGUCGUGGAGAACGGCAAGGUGACCGAGUUGAAUGUGGAGCCCGAUGGCACCGGCCUCAGCUGCUCCCUGGCCAACAAUAUUGGCAAGAAGUAGACAGAAAGAGAGAGACGCAACUCGUAACGCUUCCAAAAAUACUUGCAGAAAAUUGCGAACUCAAUUAGUAGGACUUUAGGCCUAGGGGAAAUGAUAUCAAUUCUAUCUUGGAAAGAACUAUGUAGAACAUAUAUAAUAUAUGCGAUUAGACAAGUUA